This is a messenger RNA of Trichoplax adhaerens, 644 nucleotides long. RefSeq lists its product as uncharacterized. Bases 1 to 507 code for a protein of 168 amino acids. Lineage: Eukaryota; Metazoa; Placozoa; Uniplacotomia; Trichoplacea; Trichoplacidae. The record is from RefSeq and is a predicted model, not a curated record. The transcript has 2 exons.
AUGAAUUUUAAGUUGCUCUUAUUAGCAUGCCUGCUAUUUGUAGCAGUUGUAGCUGCUACUAAGAAGACAGCUCCUGUAAAAAAGGAAACAGAAGUGAAGGCCCAGGUCAGUCCUAAACAGGAAGAAAAAAAAGAUACUGAGGUAUCAAAACACGCAGAAGAAUUGGACCGAGAAGAAGACGAAGACGAUGACGAUAUAGAAAAGGCACUCCAAGAACGUGCAGAUGAUAUUGAAGAAAUAGAUCCCGAAGAGGAGAAAGAUUCAAUAAAGGCUUUUAGUCGCCGUCGUCGUUUAUACUACCGUCGUCGUUUAUACUACCGUCGUCGCUUGUACUACCGUCGUCGCUUGUACUACCGUCGUCGUUUAUACUACCGUCGUCGCUUGUACUACCGUCGUCGCUUGUACUACCGUCGUCGCUUAUACUAUCGUCGUCGCUACAUACGUCGCCGCUACUAUAUCCGUCGUCGCCGUUAUUACUACAGACGCCGUCGCUUUGGCAAAAAGUAAAUUGAUAAAGCCAUACUCACUUUCUGAGAUAAGCUAAUGGUGAUAUAUAGGCUCUAGAUUUACCUUUGCAAUCGCUACCGUAUCUCAUAGGCAGAUUGACGAUUGUAAUCUAUUAACAUUUGCUUAAUAAAGGCUCC